CUCGGGCGCGGAGGGCGGACGGGACCCCGCGGGCGCCGGGAGGGAUUGGCCGGGCGGCGAAGGGAGGCGGGCGGAGAACAUGGCGCCGGGGAGCGGCGCGUGCUGAGGCCAGCGGAGCCGGGCCGGGCGGCGGCGGCGGGGAAAGGCCGGUGCUGGCGGCGGGGCCGCCAGGGAUAUGCGGCAGCGGCUGUUCCCUGUGCUGAGCCGGGCUCUGCCGGGCUGGACGCGCCCCCGGGCCUCCUCGCUCUCGCUCUCUUUCCCUCAGGGCUGGCGGCGGAGCUCUCUCGGGUUUCAGAAGGAGUCAACCAACAAAAUGAACAAUCCAGCUAUUAAGAGAAUAACAAAUGAAAUUAUUAAAUCACCUGAGGAUAAACGGGAAUAUCGUGGACUGGAAUUGGCAAAUGGCAUUAAAGCUCUUCUCAUUAGUGACCCCACCACAGAUAAGUCCUCAGCAGCACUUGAUGUCCACAUAGGAUCCUUGUCUGAUCCCCCCAACAUUGCUGGGCUUAGUCAUUUUUGUGAGCAUAUGUUGUUCCUGGGAACCAAGAAAUAUCCAAAAGAGAAUGAGUACAGCCAAUUCCUAAGUGAGCAUGCUGGGAGCUCAAAUGCUUUCACCAGUGGUGAACAUACCAACUAUUACUUUGAUGUGUCACAUGAACAUCUAGAAGGUGCUCUGGACAGAUUUGCCCAGUUUUUCCUGUGCCCCCUGUUUGACGAAAGUUGCAAAGAUAGGGAAGUGAAUGCUGUUGAUUCUGAGCAUGAGAAGAAUCUGAUGAAUGAUGCCUGGAGGUUGUUUCAAUUGGAGAAGGCUACUGGAAAUCCCAACCAUCCCUUCAGUAAAUUUGGAACAGGGAACAAAUUCACUCUGGAAACUAGACCAACCCAAGAAGGAAUAGAUGUAAGGCAAGAGCUACUGAAGUUCCAUUCUACUUAUUAUUCAUCAAAUUUAAUGGCUAUUUGUGUCUUAGGAAGAGAAUCCUUGGAUGAGCUGACUUGCUUAGUGGUAAAGUUAUUUUCAGAAGUAGAGAAUAAAAAUGUCCCUAUACCAGAGUUUCCUGAACAUCCUUUCCAAGAAGAGCAUCUCCGGCAACUUUAUAAAGUGGUACCCAUUAAGGACAUUAGAAAUCUUUAUGUCACAUUUCCUAUACCAGACCUUCAGAAGUACUAUAAAUCAAACCCUGGCCAUUACCUUGGCCAUCUGAUUGGGCAUGAAGGCCCGGGGAGUCUUUUGUCAGAGCUUAAAGCCAAAGGGUGGGUAAAUACUCUUGUUGGAGGCCAGAAGGAAGGUGCUAGAGGUUUCAUGUUUUUCAUCAUUAAUGUGGACUUGACAGAAGAAGGACUUUUGCAUGUUGAAGAUAUUAUUUUGCACAUGUUUCAAUAUAUUCAAAAACUACGGACAGAAGGACCUCAAGAAUGGGUUUUCCAAGAGUGCAAGGAUCUAAAUGCUGUGGCAUUCAGAUUUAAAGAUAAGGAGCGACCACGAGGUUACACAUCAAAGCUCGGAGGAAUGUUGCAUUAUUAUCCCAUAGAAGAAGUAUUGGCUGCUGAAUAUUUGCUUGAAGAAUUCAGGCCUGAUUUAAUAGAGAUGGUACUGGAUAAAUUGAGACCAGAAAAUGUUCGAGUUGCAAUAGUUUCCAAGUCUUUUGAAGGAAAAACUGAUCGAACGGAAGAGUGGUAUGGAACACAGUACAAGCAAGAAGCAAUUUCUGAUGAAGUUAUUAAGAAAUGGCAAAAUGCUGACCUGAAUGGGAAAUUCAAGCUUCCAAUGAAGAAUGAGUUUAUUCCUACAAACUUUGAGAUUUUGCCAUUGGAAAAAGAUGCAACGCAGUACCCUGCCCUUGUCAAGGACACUGCUAUGAGCAAACUAUGGUUCAAGCAAGAUGACAAAUUUUUUUUGCCAAAAGCUUGUCUCAACUUUGAAUUUUUCAGCCCAUUUGCUUACGUGGAUCCCUUGCAUUGUAACAUGGCCUAUUUGUACCUUGAACUACUCAAGGACUCCCUCAACGAGUAUGCAUAUGCAGCAGAACUAGCUGGCUUGAACUAUGAUCUCCAAAAUACCAUCUAUGGGAUGUAUCUCUCUGUAAAAGGCUAUAAUGACAAGCAACACAUCUUGCUCAAGAAGAUCAUUGAGAAAAUGGCUACUUUUGAGAUCGAUGAAAAGCGAUUUGAAAUUAUCAAGGAAGCGUACAUGAGAUCGCUUAACAACUUCAGGGCUGAACAGCCUCACCAGCAUGCAAUGUAUUAUCUCCGACUCCUGAUGACUGAAGUUGCUUGGACCAAAGAUGAAUUAAAAGAAGCUCUAGAUGAUGUCACCCUUCCCCGUCUCAAGGCCUUCAUAGCACAGCUGUUGUCACGGUUACACAUUGAAGCUCUUCUCCAUGGCAAUAUAACAAAACAGGCUGCAUUAGGAAUUAUGCAGAUGGUUGAGGAUACUCUCAUUGAGCAUGCUCAUACAAAGCCACUCCUUCCCAGUCAGCUAGUGAGGUACAGAGAAGUGCAGCUUCCUGACAGAGGUUGGUUUGUAUAUCAACAGAGAAAUGAGGUUCAUAACAACUGUGGCAUUGAAAUAUAUUACCAGACAGACAUGCAGAGUACUUCUGAGAAUAUGUUUUUGGAGCUCUUUUGCCAGAUCAUCUCAGAGCCGUGCUUCAAUACCCUGCGCACCCAGGAGCAGUUAGGUUACAUUGUGUUCAGUGGCCCACGUCGGGCAAACGGCAUCCAAGGACUGCGAUUUAUUAUCCAAUCUGAAAAGCCACCACACUAUUUAGAGAGCAGAGUUGAAGCAUUCCUAAAAACUAUGGAGAAAUGCAUAGAAGACAUGACAGAAGAGGCCUUCCAAAAACACAUCCAAGCUUUAGCAAUUCGUCGUCUAGACAAACCAAAGAAGCUGUCUGCAGAAUGUGCUAAAUACUGGGGAGAAAUCAUUUCCCAGCAGUAUAACUUUGACAGAGAUAACAUUGAAGUGGCUUAUCUGAAGACCCUGACCAAGGAUGACAUUAUACAGUUCUACAAGGUGCUGUUGGCAGUAGAUGCUCCCAGAAGACACAAGGUAUCAGUACACGUCCUUGCAAGGGAAAUGGAUUCCUGCCCUGUUGUUGGAGAAUUCCCAUGCCAAAAUGAUGUGAACCUGGCACCAGCACCACCACUACCACAGCCAAGUGUGAUUGAAAAUAUGACAGAAUUCAAGCGCAGUCUGCCGCUCUUCCCACUGGUGAAACCACAUAUCAAUUUCAUGGCUGCAAAACUGUGAAGAACCCCAAUGGAUGAAGACAUGCAAAUGAUCAGUACUGACAUGGUUUCAGGGGACUUUGUGAUGAACAAAAUUAUUAAAGAUCAUUGGGAUAAAUGGUUCUGUUCAUUAUGGAAGUCCCGAAUUCCUUCUUGGUUCAUUUGACAUUAGCUGUGUGUUAGGGAUAGAGGGUAUAUAAAAAUCAGUUGUGGUCAUGUGUCAUUUAUAUUACAGACAACCUGUUAAAAACCAAAAUCAACUGAAACAACAAUAAUAAAAAAACUUGUAGAUGCAGUAUAUUUUUAAAAUAACAUAUCCCUUCAGAAUUUCAUUUUGAUGAAAUAACCCUCCAGAGCAAACAAAGUUGCUUGAAAUGUGCUUGUUACUCCUGAAAAACACUGUUUAGUAUCCCAAUAAUUAUUUUAUUGGGAUUUGGAGGGGGUGAGAUAAGUAAGUCCUUUUUGGGAUGAGGUCAACAAUUUUUAUUGAAAAUAGAGACUUUCACAUUUUUUUGAAGUGACGUGUUGAAUGAUACUUUUUUAAUUGAUCCGCAAUGCAACCAACAUAUUUUCUAUUUAAGUUUUAUGAAGACCAGUGGGGCUGAAAAAAAGGAAAUUUGACAACACAAUAAUAGGUGAGAGAAUUGUCUUAAUGAGAAUAAUUGAAGAUAAGGGCAUGAUUUUAAUCUUUCUAUACAAAUUCGGGGACAUUUUAUAUUAAAACUAGUAAAAUGCUGGAAACACUUUAUUAGUGCAUCUUACUUUUGUUAACAAAGUGUUGUCCCAGUCUCUCUCUGUCAACAUCCUGUUCAGUUUUACAGCAUUACUGUGAACUGUCCAUUUGGUAUAUCAAAUACUUUCUUUGGUGUCAUUUUUUGUUUUCAGUUGCAUAUGUGCUGAUGGAGAAUUCAGUCUGUUUUGCCUCAGCUGUUACGUUGAGUCUCAGUCCAGCAAAGCACUCAGCAGUGAAAAUACCUUUAAAAACACACGUGUUCUUUACUCAAGAACAGAUGCAUGUCAAAUAGAGGCACUCUAAUGAGUCAGAUACAUCAUUAUUUUGAUGCCUGUGUGGGUCCCUCUUGUCCUUCAAGAAGGUGUUUGUGACAGUGCAGUGCUGGGGCAGCAGUGUUACAGCACAUCCUGUGCUUCAGGUUACAUCACAAAGGGUUUGCUCCUGCUGCUGGGAAGAAGGCUGUGCAGAACUCAGAAGGAUCAAGAAUUAUGCUGAAAUAAUGUUUAUAUUUAUAUAUAUAUAUAUAUAUUCUAUAACGUAGCAAAAUGAUAAAACAGUAUAAGGUGUCUCACCAACUUUACUGACUUCUGCAGAGUGGUCUUGUGCUUGGGACAGCACCCAAAUCAGAAAAGGCAAGGAGUAUGAAGUUCUCCUACCUCUGUAAUACAUAAAAGAGAUGUCACUUAGACAGGAGAGAGUUUUAUACUGAAGGUAUAAAAUCUGCUCAUCAGAGGUGUUAGUGAGAAUUUGUUUCUUACUAAAAGAGCCUGAAAGUAAUGCCCUGAUGUGACAGGCAUGUGUGUCAAACAUCAGAAUCCUGGUGUAGUCAAUAGAGCUGUUCUGUGAUUGAAUCAUUGUGGGUUCUUACAUUGGCUCUGAGGCCAAAUGAAAUGAAUGCUUGACAGGGAAAGGGCCUUAAGUUGGGUUUAUUUGAGAGUCUCUUCUAACUGAAUAAAUAUGGUGCAUUUAAAAGUUGUUUUAAAGGUUAAUGGUACAUGUUUCAGUAUCUUUUUAAUAAAUUCACUGAGAGUUUGUGAUGUAACCUGUUGCCAAGGAAGGCCACUAGCAUCUUUUUUAACCUGAUGAAGAGUAAAAAAAAAAAUAAAUACAGACUAAACAAAACCAGUAAAGAUGUCUCUGCUCACAUUUUUCAUGGAUCCUCCACAUGAGGAUUUUUGCCCUCUUGCAUUUCACUUUUGUUUAUAGUUUUCCUUUAGUAAAAGUAUUUGUAUUAUAUAUAAAGGUUUUGACAACAUAUUAUAAAAAUAUAUAUUUUGGGAUUUAGUAUUUAAACAUGCCACUCUUAUGGUGAAUAUAAUGAAAUGGCUCCUAUUGUGUGUAAAAAUAAAUAUAUAUAUAUAUAUUCAUGGAAGUACUAUCAACUCUUAACAGAUUAUAUAAAUAAAUUGGAAUAGAAGAGUAUAUAACACUCAGCUCACAAAUCAUGUUUUCCAGGGGAAAAAAUGUAUAUCCUCAAAAUUCUGUGACUGGAUGUGGAAACCCAUGUAGUUUUCCAGCAACUCUUAAUUGCUUUUAAGUGUUCUCCAGCAUUUUACAGUUUCUGAGUUUGAUAUAGCAGUAAAUUUUGAUAAACUCAGGCAUACUAAUGGGUUCAUUCUAAUGGAUCCAAAGCUGCAGUGUCUACAAGCAAUAAAGAACUACCUAGAAUACACUGUAAUUCAAUUUUAGUGCUUGUUAAUUAGUUUAUGUAAGAAACCAUAAAUUAUUAUUACAUAACUGUAAUUUUUGCAAGUGCUAUUUUAAGCAGUUGAUGUGGAAUUGGGUGCAUGUGACACAGCCAGUAUGACAGAGUGCUAGAGUUAUUCUGUUUACAAUAAACAAUCUGAAUUUAA
This is a messenger RNA of Vidua macroura (Pin-tailed whydah), 5814 nucleotides long. It is a transcript of the gene IDE, whose product is annotated as insulin degrading enzyme. The coding region runs from base 176 to 3250 and encodes 1024 amino acids. The transcript has 25 exons. The record is from RefSeq and is a predicted model, not a curated record. Gene Ontology annotation, cellular component: cytosol; peroxisomal matrix; mitochondrion. Gene Ontology annotation, molecular function: metalloendopeptidase activity; metal ion binding. NCBI's taxonomy places the organism in Eukaryota, Metazoa, Chordata, Aves, Passeriformes, Viduidae. Gene Ontology annotation, biological process: peptide catabolic process.